AGUCUCACUGUAUCAGUGAACUGAUAUAAACCGACUACAUGUGUGCUAGUAAGUUUGCUUCACAAGUACGUAGAUAGUAAAUCAACUUAAUAUUUUUUUUACAUUAAACUGUAUUUUCAAGUAUCAUAUAACAUGAGAUUAUGCGUAUGUUUUUUCCUGGUUCUUAUUUGUAACACCACUGAUGGAAAAAAUUGUAAACAAGAUGGACAGUGUAAAUGUACGUUUGACGACGGAAGUGGAACAGUUGAUUUAAGCCUUAUCGGAAGACAAGACGGAACACCUUUGAUGCAAGAUCAGUUUGCCCCAGACAACUACGCAUAUUCAUUCAAUCCCUGUUACCCAUUCACUGAAGGAACGUGUGUCAACGCAGCGGCAUGUCAGUAUGAUUCUGCAAACAACAUUUAUUAUAACAUUGGAGAUUCAUCGAAAGUCACACUAUCGUAUGAUGGUAUGAACGUGGUAGGGACUUACGAAUCAGAUGACGGGGCUAGGUCAAGUACUGUAACGUUUCAGUGUGAUCCAAAUGCAAACCCUCCAACAACUACUGCUUUGGGAGAAACUUCUACUACAGUAUAUGGGUUUACAGUAACUUCAAAAUAUGCAUGCCCGUCAUCUCAGCCAACACCAACACCAACGCCAGGAGAAGGGUGUUAUACAAAUUUCGGUGACUUUACGAAGAAAUGCACAGAAACUUACGACGGCAAAGAUGGGUAUAUUAAACUUUUAAUCAUUGAAGACUGGGACGGCAGGUGCGUGUUUCCAGAAAAUGAAGAUGUUGCUGUAAGUCUUCACAAUACUAAAUCUACAUGCGAUGACGUCAGUACCAGGUGCAAUCCCGUGCAAGCCUUCUCUGUCAAUGGUUAUGUAUGCAAAGAGGUAGAUCAGCGCACAAAGAACUCUGAUCUUAUUGGAUAAAGCAGAAAAAUGACUUGACGUUUAUGUUAGCAUGUUAUGGUUUGCAACCGGUCUUUGCUAUCAAGACUGUUGAAUUUUGUUCAAACUACCACGCUAUAUAUAGUUGUAGGUACAAGUAACAAUGCCUGUCGCAGUAACAUCCUUUAUUUAUCUCUAUAACAAUUAAAUCAAAAAUAAUUUUGUUCAAACAUACAUUAAACCAUUUCCAACUUCAUA
This is a messenger RNA of Mercenaria mercenaria, 1131 nucleotides long. RefSeq lists its product as uncharacterized. Lineage: Eukaryota; Metazoa; Mollusca; Bivalvia; Venerida; Veneridae. Bases 133 to 915 code for a protein of 260 amino acids. The record is from RefSeq and is a predicted model, not a curated record. Gene Ontology annotation, cellular component: trans-Golgi network. The transcript has 6 exons.